Molecule: messenger RNA, 3920 nt
Organism: Musa acuminata subsp. malaccensis (wild Malaysian banana)
Lineage: Eukaryota; Viridiplantae; Streptophyta; Magnoliopsida; Zingiberales; Musaceae
Product: pentatricopeptide repeat-containing protein At5g27270
Molecular function (GO): protein binding
Source: RefSeq, a predicted model, not a curated record
UCUCUCUCUCGCGCGCGCGCGGAAAACCUAACCAUAGGCGAUGGAUUGCCUCAGGAGCCCUUUCCUAUCCCCUUUCACUUCUCCUCCACAAAACCCGUUCGGUCUGCCGCCGCCCAGGCCCCGCUCCAAGCUUCUCAAUUCCAAUCCUCCCGUCCGCUCCUCCAAUGCCUCUGACCCGUGGAGCCUCAGCGACGGAAACUCUGGCAGGCCCCGGCCCCGACCCUACCGCCGGAACCCACGAAAGCCCCUUUCCGACGACGACGCCCGCCGCAUCAUCCACGCCAAGGCCCAGUACCUCAGCCGCCUCCGCCGAAACCAGGGGAGCGGCGCCCAGACCCCCCGGUGGAUCCGCCGCACACCGGAGCAGAUGGCGCAGUUGAUCGAGGACGACAGGGACGGGCACCUGUACGGGAAACACGUGGUAGCGGCGAUUCGGAAGGUUCGGGCGCUGGGUGGGAGGCCGGAGGGGUCGUAUGACAUGAGGGAGGUUAUGGCGUCGUUCGUGACGAGACUGAGCUUCCGGGAGAUGUGUGUUGUGCUAAAGGAGCAGCGCGGGUGGCGGCAGGUCAGAGACUUCUUUGCCUGGAUGAAGCUGCAGCUGUGCUACAGACCUAGUGUUAUUGUCUACACUAUUGUUCUAAGAAUAUAUGGCCAAGUUGGAAAGAUCAAACUUGCUGAACAAAUUUUCUUGGAGAUGCUUGAAGCAGGUUGUGAACCAGAUGAAGUUGCUUGUGGAACUAUGCUUUGUGCAUAUGCUAGGUGGGGACGGCAUAAAGACAUGAUGUUGUUUUAUUCUGCUGUGCGUAGAAGGGAUAUUUUACCCUCUGUUGCAGUUUUUAAUUUCAUGAUUUCAUCCUUGCAAAAGCAGAAGCUGCAUGAAAAGGUUAUUCAGCUCUGGAAACAGAUGUUGGAUGAUGCAGUAGAGCCUAAUCGAUUUACUUAUACAAUCAUUAUUAGUUCAUAUGCCAAGGAAGACCUGGUUGAUGAUGCUUUUGAUGCAUUUAGAAAAAUGAAAAAAUCUGGCUUCACUCCUGAGGAGGCUACAUACAGCUUGCUUAUUACUUUAAGUGUUAAACAUGGUAAGGGAGAUGAUGCAUUGCAACUUUAUGAAGAGAUGAAAGCUUUGGCGAUCAUUCCAAGUAACUACACUUUAGCUUCACUUUUGACGUUGCACUGCAAGAAUGCCAAUUACUCCAAAGCUUUGGCACUCUUUACAGAGAUGGAAAGAAACAAAAUUGUCCCUGAUGAGGUUAUAUAUGGAAUUCUCAUAAGGAUAUAUGGAAAACUUGGACUAUAUGAGGAUGCACUGAAAAUGUUUGAAGAAAUUGAAAAAAUAGGUCUUCUUAAUGAUGAGAAGACAUAUGUGGCUAUGGCUAAUGUCCAUCUUAAUGUAGGAAAUUAUGAGGAAGCUGUAGGAAUUAUUGAACUUAUGAGAUCAAGAAAUGUGGAGCUGUCAAAUUUUGCAUAUAAUGUUUUGCUUCGCUGUUAUGUUGCCAAGGAAGAUGUGGCUUCUGCUGAACUAACAUUCCAGAUGCUAUCCAAAACGGGGCUUCCUGAUGCAGGCUGCUGUAAUGACUUGCUUAGACUUUAUGCAAAAUUGGGACUCUUCGAAAAGGCCAAAGUAUUAAUUUCACAGGUAAGGCACGAUGAAAUUAAGCUUGAUGAAGGCCUAUAUAAGACCGUUUUGGAAGUGUAUUGCAAAAAGGGGAUGAUAGAUGAUGCUGAAAUUUUGAUGGAGGAGAUGGAAAAUGUUGGCUUGGCCAUAGAUAAAUUCACAAAGACAUCAUUAAUGGCGAUGUAUGGUGCAGCUGGAGGGCUUCAGAAAGCAGAGAAUCUGUUGAAGAACUUGGAGCAACCAGAUGCUACAGCCUUCAGUGUAAUGCUUUGCUUGUAUCUGGAAAAUGGUGACACUGAAAAGGCCAAAGAAAUUCUGAAAUCCUUGUGUCAGACAAAUGGUGGUUUAUCUACAGCAAGCCAGCUGAUUAGCAAAUAUGCUAGGGAAGGGAGUAUAGUUGAAGUUGAAACCUUGUAUAGGCAGAUUUUGGAUCUAGGAUUUAUACCUGAAGAUUCAGUUGUUGCUUCUAUGAUUACUCUCUACGGUCGUUGCCACCAAUUAAAACAAGCCCAAGAAGUAUUUGCCUCCGUAUCACACUCUUCAAAACCUGCAGAGGCUGCUUACAACUCAAUGAUAGGUGUUUGUUGCAAAUGUGGAGAUGUUGAUGAAGCAAUUCGGCUGUAUAAAGAAAUGAUUAAUCGAGCAUACACUCAGGAUGCUGUUACCAUCAGCAUACUUGUCAAUACUUUAACUAAGAAUGGAAAAUAUAUGGAAGCAGAAAGAAUAAUUUAUGACAGUUUUAAUUCUAAUAUGGAGCUCGAUACUGUAGCCUACAACACUUAUAUCAAGUCAAUGCUAGAAGCAGGUAAAUUACACUCUGCUGUCAGCAUAUAUGAUCAUAUGAUUUCAUCUGGUGUACCUCCAUCCCUUCAGACAUACAACACUAUGAUAAGUGUACAUGGUCAACGGGGGAAGUUGGAGAAAGCUAUUGAGAUGUUCAAUACUGCACAAGGUUUGGGUUUGUCAAUAGAUGAAAAGGCAUAUACCAACAUGAUUAGUUACUAUGGAAAAGCUGGUAGGACUGAAAAGGCGUCUCUACUCUUUAGUAAAAUGAUGGAAGUUGGAAUACUACCUGGAAGGAUCAGUUACAACACGAUGAUUAAUGUUUAUGCCACGUCCGGACUUCAUCGUGAAGCAGAGGAUCUUUUCCAAGACAUGCAAAGAAUCGGACAUUUUCCAGAUUCCCAUACAUAUCUUGCACUAGUUAGAGCUUUUACAGAAAGCAAGAAAUAUUCAGAGGCAGAGAAAACUAUUCGCAGAAUGAUAGGUGACGGAAUCGCUCCCUCAUCUGCUCAUUUCAACCAUUUAAUCUUUGCCUUCACCAAGGAAGGAUUCAUUUUUGAGGCAGAAAGAGUCAUUAGAGAAAUGAGAGAAACAGGCUUGGAUCCUGAUCUAGCAUGCUGUAGAACUAUGAUGCGAGCAUACAUGGACUAUGGGCUUGUCGAGAAAGGUCUUUCGUUCUUUGAAACCAUUAAUAAGUUCCUAAAGCCUGAUGGGUUUAUAUUAAGUGCUGCUGCCCAUCUUUAUGAGUUUGCUGGCAAAGAAUCUGAGGCUGGGGACAUUCUAGAUGCAAUAAAUCUAAAUGGACUCUUGUUUCUGAGAAACCUGAGAGUGGGGUCAAAGGUUCAAGCUUAAUGCAUUACCUGAUGAUGCUAUGGAGGCUGAUCAAGAGGUGGGGAUUAAACCUCUCUCGAAGCCGCCGAAGAGAAAAUAUACAGUCAGCGGUGACAGCAGUGUCCAUGAAAUGUUGUCAUGGUGAAUUAGCGGUGAAAAAGAUCACAACAAGAUGGAGUGAUGGGUUAAUAUGAUAUCUAAGAUUGCACACAGUGACAUCAUUUACUGGAUUCUGCAUUUGUGGAUUGCUAUUGACAGGAUACAAGAGAUCCUUCUGGCCAGGUCACCCCAUAAAGAAGUGUUUCCAAAGCAGUGCUCGUCUUUUUUGUUGAGGAUGUCGAACCGCAGGCACUAUGCAAACUUCAGAAUUCCUCCCGCUGAUGCAGAUCAACUCCAACCACAUUUGGUGAGAACAGAUGAUUGGUGAAAGAAAUAUAUUAACAAGAACAACAAAUGGAAAUGUUUUGAAAGAAUUAUUUGACUUGUAUGCUUGGAAAAUCAAGUUGAAACGCAGGUAGGUUCGAAGAAAUACCAUGACGUUCAGUAUCAUGUUGAUCUUUAACUUUUCGGAUGUACCAUUAACUGGCAUAGAUUUGCAAUGCAACGCUCUGUCAGGGCACUCGUAAACGGACUCCAAAAGAGAGAAUUUUUGUGCAGAUGGAGGAUGUUUUUCUUCUAAUUUUCUUUUCGA